Molecule: messenger RNA, 2367 nt
Organism: Cloeon dipterum
Lineage: Eukaryota; Metazoa; Arthropoda; Insecta; Ephemeroptera; Baetidae
Exons: 15
Coding region: 136-2163 (675 amino acids)
Cellular component (GO): membrane
Molecular function (GO): phosphatidylinositol bisphosphate binding
Source: RefSeq, a predicted model, not a curated record
CGUGUCGACCGCAUGGCGGGGACUCCCUAUAAAGGCUCAAUUUGUUCUGCCUGCAUCAACAGUGUGUUUUUCGACACUUGCAAGCGAGUGCACCAGUCUCUUCACUCCUGCGUGUGCGUCUGAUUGAAAAUCAAGAUGACGUUGGUGCUCCCCGCUGGUGACAUGCUCAAGAAAAUUCAGUCCGACCUGAACCUGACGGAAGGUCGCGAGCAGGAGGACCUGUCCAAGCUGAAGGAAUGGCUCGUCCUGCAACCCCAUUUGCCGAAGAUUGACGACGAUCGAUUGCUGGCCGGCUUCCUGUACGGCAGCAAAAACUCGAUGGAGCGGUGCAAAAAAGUGAUCGACCUGCACUACACCGUGCGUGGCGCCGCGCCUGAGUUCUUCAAGAACCGCGAUCCGAAAAACGCUGACAUGCAGUCUUGUCUUGAAUCUGUGUACAUUGUGCCGAUGCCGAAGCUGACGGCCGAAGGUGCCCGCGUGACCAUCCACGGUCUGCAGGAUCCGGCCAAGAGCCAGUUCAACGCGUCCGAGUGCAUGAAGCUGGUCUUCCUCACCGGUGACAUCCGCCUCCGUGAGGACAUCUGCUCAGGAGACGUGCUCAUUUACGAUCUCAGCGGCAGCUCCUUGUCCCACCUCGCCCAACUCACGCUGCCCCUCGUGCGAAAAUUCAUGAUUUGUGGACAGAGUGCUUAUCCCGUACGCCUGCGCGAGGUGCAUCUGGUCAACGCUCCCAGCUUCUUGGACAAAAUCCUUGCCCUGUUCAAGCCCCUCAUGAAGGACAAGCUCGCCGACAGGAUCCACAUUCACGCUGACGUGGCUGCGCUCCAAAAAUUCCUGUCCAAGGACGUCCUCCCCAAGGAAUACGGCGGCGACGCUGGGGAAAUGAAAGAAUUGCACGCCUCUUGGCGCACCAAGCUGGAGAGCUACCGCGACUGGUUCAUCAGCCAAGAGUCCGUUCUGGUCGACGAAGCCAAGCGACCUGGCGGAAAACCCGUGACCCAGGAUGAUCUCUUCGGGCUAGACGGCUCCUUCCGCCAACUCGCCGUCGACUUAGCUCGCGUUUUUAUAUCAUUUUUUCAGGGUAUCCCCACCGCUGCUCCCAUACUGCGGCUGAUCCACAUACCUGGCGGUGCGACAGGUAAGGAAGUUGCUCGGCCAGGGAGACGCAGUGUGGCUCUGCUCAGAGAAAGUCCAUCUCCGCUGCACAGCCUACAUUCAGCAUCAGCCCACAACAUGGCAUCCACACUUUUGGUGCAGCCAAGCGGCGAAAUUUCCGGAAAAAUCUACAAGGAACUGUGUGAGGACAAGUCCGCUGUUCCCGAGAAGAUGAAAAACAUCAAAGAGUGGCUAGCAUUGCAGCCACACCUUCCACCUUUUGAGGAUGAUGACCGAAUUUUGACAUUCCUGCGGGGCUGCAAGCACAGCAGCGAGAAGGUAAAGAAGAAGCUGGACAUGUACUUCUCGAUGCGCGCCGCCGUGCCCGAAUUCUACGCCGAGCGCGACCCGCAGAGCGAGAGUCUGCAGAAGGUGUGGACGGAAGUGCACAUGCCGCCCCUGCCCGGCCUCACCGCCGAAGGCAACAGAGUUAUUUGGAUGUGCAGCGCCCAGCCCGAGCUCAACAUUUCCUCGGCGUCGACAGCCAUGAAACUGGCCCUGAUGAUCGGUGAUUUGCGACUCAAGCUUGAAGAGCACGGCGUGGCUGGAGAUGUCUACGUUUUGGACGCUGCGCACGCCACCGCUCAGCAGUUUGCUAAAUUCACCCCUGCAAUCAUCCGCAAGUUCCUGAUCAGCGUGCAGGAAGCCUAUCCUGUGCGCCUGAGACAAGUGCAUGUGAUCAACAUCAACCCUCUGGUGGAUGUGAUUUUUAACUUCGUGAAGCCGCUGCUCAAGGAGAAGAUCAAGAAUAGGAUACAUUUCCACUCCAAAAUGGACACGUUCUACAAAAUCGUCCCCGCUGAAAUGUGUCCGACCGAGUACGGAGGUCAAGGUGGCUCUCUCAAGGACAUUAGCGGCAAUUGGAAAAAGACGGUGGAAGAGAACCGCCAGUGGUUCUUGGACCAGGAAACGGUAAAAGCUGACGAGACCAGACGGCCAGGCAAGCAGAUGAACUACGACGAGCUGUUCGGCGCGUCUGGUUCAUUCAGGAAGCUGAACAUCGAUUAAAACCCCCCUUACUACUCGCCACUUCUUCUUGCCAGCACAUUAUUGUUUUGACGGUUUUUACACAAGCAACAGCGUUCUCAGUUGGAAAAAUAUUCCUUUAUUUACAGCAAGAAGGGAAUGUGGAGAACAAAAGAAUCAUAAUUUAUCUUUUAUGGCUUACACAUUUAAAUAAUAAAAAACACGAUUUUGAACAAAAAAAUCUUA